UCUGUCUCAUUAUUCUAUCUGUUACUCUAGCUUCUGCCACCUUUCACCAAAGAACUUCUCCUGUGCGUUCACCGCAGAUGCGGAAGUGCGACACUGGAGGAGGCAGUAAUUGAGACGCAUCCAGUGCAAAACACAAACUGACGAAUUUUGAUGUGGAUUUUUUUGUUGUUAUAUAAUUUAGAUUGACGCACCAGUAUAUCAAUCGACUCUAGGGGAUUCUUACAUGCGGGACUUUUAAUUAGAACAUUUCCGAAAUUCCCCUGAUACGGAAGUACUUUUUUAGUGUUGCUGACGAGACGCUGAUAUAGUAUUUCUGAACUGGAGCUUGUGUACAUAGCCAACAAACAAGUUUUGAAAGUGAUAACAGUAGCUACUGUCUUUUGAACCACCUAAAUAUAUGUGCCACGGAAGUAGGUAUUGUAAAUGCACAGCUACAGCGCAUUUCUUGUUAAUUACAUACUUUCAGCUUGCUAACGGAAACUAUGCUUCAUAGUUAGCUAGCCAGUUUAGCUGUACUAUUUGUCUACCGUGGUAAAGUUAGCUAACGUUAUCUAGACAAACUAAAUUACUAUGUCAGCUGUACCGUUAAUUAGACAAGCACAUGUGUAGCCAACCAUAUUUGCUGUUAGCUAGCUACUUCGUAAAGGUUAGUAGCUAGUUAUGUAACGUUAGUUAGCUAGUAAAAUGUUCGGUCAUUAACAACACCUCCAACAGCAACAACGUAUUUGGCAGCUGCAACAACAUCUCCAACAACGCCAGCAGCUGCUAACAACCCAACUCAUGCCAUCCCAACUUCCACAUCAGCACCAGAUGAACCGACCACCACCACCUAGCAUGACUUACCUCUGCCCAGUUCCCCGGGCCUCUCUCCUUGCCACCAACCCCAUGCUGCAAGGGGCACUGCUCAUGCAACAACCGAUGCGAGGUAACAUGCGAGGCUUGGCCAUGGGUAGUGGGCUACCCUUUACGUCAUUUUUGUCAGAGGGGACAAGGCAAUCUCUCCUUGGACCAGCUCCAAUCCCCCAAGUGGGAUUGUCCUCAUCAGGACCCAAUCAUUCCCUUACACACUUUUUAAACAAGGACAUUAGUGUUAGGAAGAGGAAGAAGGAACAGACAGGAAGUGCUGGAGGCCAGCUGAGCUCCAGCAGUGCAGAGGGGCCCGGGGAGAGGGAUGAUAGGACUACCAAUACAGAGAUACAGGAAGCGGAAUCAGUUGGACAAUUCUUUGCAAAGCAACAGGUGCCUGAGAUGAAGAAGCAGAAGAUGAAUGGGUCAGAAGAGCCUGUGAAUAUACAAAUUGGACAAGAGGCAGUCCAGAAGUAUGAUAAAAAAAUGUCAACAGAUGUAUCUCAGCCUGUAGAUAUCUCUGCUCUCGAGUAUAGAGGAGGAAGCACUUCCAUUGAAGUGGCGGAGGAAUGUUGCGAAGAAAGCAUAACAGCUGACCAUGUUCUGGGGGUAGGCACAUCCCUGAAAGUCACCAUCCAGCAGAGCAGCGAGAGCCGGGCAUUCAGCACAGGCCUAGAGGAGUUGGCUGCAGCAACAGCCACGGGGACCCCCUGUGGUGUAGAGGGACAAGGUGAGGACAGUGGAGCUGCGACUGACAGCCACUACUGCUACAUCUGCAGCAACCCCUACCACAACCAGCAGAAUUUCCAGAACCAUAUGAACGGAUUGGAACAUCAACAGCGUAUGAUGGAGAUUCAGCAAGUGAGCAAUGCCUGUCUGGUCAAUCUAUUACCACGGGUCGGCGACUCCCUACAGGGCACAUACAAAGCUGGGGGCAAAAAUCCAGUAGGGGUGCAGCGCUGGUGUGCAACCUGCCAAACACACUUUACCGGCGAACUCAUCGAGCACCGGAGAACCAAGGAGCACAAGCUAUCAAAGCAGUCCUCACGUCCCUUCUGCACCGUCUGCAAUCGCCAGUUCAGGACGCCACGGAAGUUUGUGGAGCACAUGAAGUCCCGAGAACACAAGCAGAAGGUGGAGGAGCUCCGGGAGGAAGGAGAGCCAGAGGUUAUUGAGGAACUCAUCACUGUGGAUGCAGUGGGAUGUUUUGAGGGAGAAGAGGACUUUGAGGAGGAUACCCACAAGGAUGAGGAUAGCAGGCCCGGUCAAAGAGCCGUCCCGCUAGAGCAUGUGGGGGACUACGAAGCGUUUGAUUCCGAAACACAAUAUGGUUCAAGCUUUGUUGUCCCAGUGGCUGGUUUCCUCUGCAGACUGUGCCAUAAGUUCUUCUAUUUCGAGUCCACGGCCAGGCACUUUCACUGCAAGUCCCUCAUACACUUCCAGAACUUACAGAAGUACAAAGCCUUGAAGAAUCAAAAGAGCUCCGCUGCGGAGGACACCGAGAAGACAAGGACAUGCAGCCGAACAGUGGGGGACUCCCCUGACCUGAGAGAAUACAAGGUGGUUAUCCAAAUGGAUAAUGACUGUACAAAAGACUGCAACAUGGCUAGGAACAACACACAUCUCUGUGGUACCUCCUCUACCACAAUCAAGAUGCAUCCUGUUGUCUCUACUCAGGACAAGGCAGAGCAGGACAGUAUCUCCACUGCCACUCAGCAGGUCUCAGAACAGCUGGACUCAGACUCCGUAUUGCCAAAUACCGCAGUCGCUGUCCAUAGGCCGUGCUGCUGUGCCACCCAGCCUCCUUCUGGCUCAAGCUGUGGAUUGGAGAACACGGUGAAGCGGUCUUCAUGCCAAAGCUGCCAAAGGUCCCAACCAAGCCUCCAGGAGUAUGGGCAUGUUGUGACUGGAGAAAAAUGCUCCUGCAGAGGUGGGUGUGCUCUUGCUUUUCCUGCAGGGCAGCAGGACACAAACAUGAGCAUGCCUCAAACUGCAAGCGAGCCACCACGAGGCAGCCUCUUGGAAAGAGAGCAUCUGCAGCAGGAGAGCUCCACACUGUUGAUGCCACAUAUACUCGAACUGGACGAGGACAAAGAACUAGUCAACAGAGAGGAAGUGGAACUAAAGGAGUCAGCUGGGAGUAUGCCAGGAAAGUCAAGGACCACAUCGAAAAGAAUGGCCUCCAAAACGAAAUCCACAAGGACAACCCACACAAAAACAUGAGCGCAGAACCCAGGAAAUUAACACAAACUAAUCCUCACAAGUCGUUAAUGAUGAGAUAUCUACACAUUGGGUGUGUGUGAGAUUGAAUGAGUCACCCAAUAUACGAUUUCAGACAAAUCCUGUUUGGUUACAGUAAAGUAGGCCUAGUUUAGUUUGAAUAGAAUAUACAGUUUGUGUUACUAUUUUAUUAAGUGAUACCAUUCACAGUAUUGCAAGGUAUCUCCAAUCACAGUGAGUGAGGCCAUAUUAUGUUGUUUUCUUUAACGUCUCUAGGGGGUGUGGGACGGUAGCGUCCCACCUGGCCAACAUCCGGUGAAAUUGCAGAGCGCCAAAUUCAAAUUAAAUUACUAUAAAUAUUUAACUUUAACUCAUGAAAUCACAAGUGUAAUACAUCAAAAUAAAGCUUAACUUGUUGUUAAUCCAGCCGCCGUGUCAGAUUUCAAAAAGGCUUUACGGCGAAAGCAAACCAUGAGAUUAUCUGAGGACAGUGCUCAGCACACAAAACAUUACAUACAGUCACGAAAGUCAGAAAUAGGAAUAAAAUGAAUCACUUACCUUUGAUCUUUGUAUGGUUGCACGCACAAGACUCCUAGUUACACAAUAAAUGUUAGUUUUGUUCCCUCUUUAUAUCCAAAAACCUCCAUUUUGUUCAUUAUUCCAAUGGCCCAAAUGCGGUCACAACAGCCAGACGAAAAUUCCAAAGAGUACCGGUAAAGUUUGUAGAAACAUGUCAAACAAUGUUUAUAAUCAAUCCUCAGGUUGUUUUUAGGCUAAAUAAUCGCUAAUAUUUCAACCGGACAAUAGCGCCGUCAAUAUAAAAGAAAAACGAGAAACAGCUCUGCGGACAUCCCACUAUCCACUGACUCAAAGUUGUCAUUCUCCCUCAUUUUUCAGAAUAAAAGCCUGAAACAAUGUCUAAAGACUGUUCACAACUAGUGGAAGCCAUAGGGAAUGGAAUCUGGGUCCUAUCCCUUUAAAUGGUGGACAGGCUUUCAUUGGAAAAACAGCCAUUUCAAAAUAAUGACACAACCUGAGGAAAAUCCUACCAGGAAUUCACCUGCCAUUUCAGUUCUGUUAUACUCGCAUACAUUAUUUUAACAGUUUUAGAAACUUUAGAGUGUUUUCUAUCCAAAUCUACUAAUAAUAUGCAUAUCUUAGCUUCUGGGCCUGAGUAGCAGGCAGUUUACUUUGGGCAUGCUUUUCAUCCGGAGGUGAAAAUACUUCCCCCUACCCUAGUGAGGUUAAAGAAAUUGCCCUUGGAUCUCAAUCAAGUCAAUGUAUAUAUCGUUGUAUAUUGCCUCCUUUUGAGCUCAACUAAUCAGUCACAUGCAAUCCCAUUCAGGUCAAAACUAUUUUCUUUUGAUCAUUAAAGGGGAAAUAUCUCUACAAUA
Messenger RNA from Salvelinus fontinalis (brook trout), 4460 nucleotides. RefSeq names its product cdkn1a interacting zinc finger protein 1b (gene ciz1b). Gene Ontology annotation, cellular component: nucleus. Gene Ontology annotation, molecular function: zinc ion binding; nucleic acid binding. The record is from RefSeq and is a predicted model, not a curated record. Lineage: Eukaryota; Metazoa; Chordata; Actinopteri; Salmoniformes; Salmonidae. The transcript has 15 exons. The coding region runs from base 781 to 3069 and encodes 762 amino acids.